AUGAGAGGAGACGAAGUUCUUCUCACCCACCUGCUCCCUCUCACCCAUCUGCUCCCUCUCACCCAUCUGCUCCCUCUCCCCCAUCUGCUCCCUCUCUCCCAUCUGCUCCCUCUCCCCCAUCUGCUCCCUCUCACCCAUCUGCUCCCUCUCCCCCAUCUGCUCCCUCUCCCCCAUCUGCUUCCUCUCACCCAUCUGCUCCCUCUCACCCAUCUGCUCCCUCUCACCCAUCUGCUCCCUCUCCCCCAUCUGCUCCCUCUCACCCAUCUGCUCCCUCUCACCCAUCUGCUCCCUCUCACCCAUCUGCUUCCUCUCACCCAUCUGCUCCCUCUCACCCAUCUGCUCCCUCUCACCCAUCUGCUUCCUCUCACCCAUCUGCUCCCUCUCACCCAUCUGCUCCCUCUCACCCAUCUGCUCCCUCUCACCCAUCUGCUCCCUCUCACCCAUCUGCUCCCUCUCACCCAUCUGCUCCCUCUCACCCAUCUGCUCCCUCUCACCCAUCUGCUCCCUCUCACCCAUCUGCUCCCUCUCACCCAUCUGCUCCCUCUCACCCAUCUGCUCCCUCUCACCCAUCUGCUCCCUCUCACCCAUCUGCUCCCUCUCACCCAUCUGCUCCCUCUCACCCAUCUGCUUCCUCUCACCCAUCUGCUCCCUCUCACCCAUCUGCUCCCUCUCACCCAUCUGCUCCCUCUCCCCCAUCUGCUUCCUCUCCCCCAUCUGCUUCCUCUCACCCAUCUGCUCCCUCUCCCCCAUCUGCUUCCUCUCCCCCAUCUGCUUCCUCUCCCCCAUCUGCUUCCUCUCACCCAUAUGCUUCCUCUCCCCCAUCUGCUUCCUCUCCCCCAUCUGCUUCCUCUCCCCCAUCUGCUUCCUCUCCCCCAUCUGCUUCCUCUCACCCAUCUGCUCCCUCUCACCCAUCUGCUCCCUCUCACCCAUCUGCUUCCUCUCACCCAUCUGCUCCCUCUCACCCAUCUGCUCCCUCUCACCCAUCUGCUCCCUCUCACCCAUCUGCUCCCUCUCACCCAUCUGCUCCCUCUCACCCAUCUGCUCCCUCUCACCCAUCUGCUCCCUCUCCCCCAUCUGCUCCCUCUCACCCAUCUGCUCCCUCUCCCCCAUCUGCUCCCUCUCACCCAUCUGCUCCCUCUCACCCAUCUGCUCCCUCUCACCCAUCUGCUCCCUCUCACCCAUCUGCUUCCUCUCACCUCGCUGCUCCAGGCGUCGGGACGCGGCAGCAGCGUUGGAACGGUGGGCGCGAGCGUGCAGGUGGCGACGCAGAUCACGGUGCCGGGCGUCAGCCUGCCCGUCAGCUUCGACGGUGCAGGGGGGGCGGUCCGCUGCUUCACCCUUCCGCCAGCAGCGCACAAGGCGCAGCAGCACGUGAAGGUGUGGUGGCAUGGGAGACCCUUGAAGGGCAGCAGUGGGAAGCAGCGGGUGGGUGCGGUGUGUAGGCAUGGCUUUGCUCAAAUCAAUGGCGCUUGCGUAGACAAAUGUGCUGCGGUGGAUUGUGGGCCCAAUGGCAAGUGUGUGAAGAAGGAGAACGGGGAUGCAACCUGCGAGUGCGACUUGGGUUUCGGGAUGCUUCCCGACCAACUGCGUUGCGUUGACACGGCUUGCAGCGAGAUGGGUUGCGAACCGGAGGGGGUUUGGUGUGAACACCGAUGGAGUUCGCCCGUGCAAAUGGAGUAA
Molecule: messenger RNA, 1680 nt
Organism: Closterium sp. Yama58-4
Lineage: Eukaryota; Viridiplantae; Streptophyta; Zygnematophyceae; Desmidiales; Closteriaceae
Source: the annotation of a GenBank genome assembly